Messenger RNA from Protobothrops mucrosquamatus (brown spotted pit viper), 1353 nucleotides. RefSeq names its product ST6 N-acetylgalactosaminide alpha-2,6-sialyltransferase 4 (gene ST6GALNAC4). The record is from RefSeq and is a predicted model, not a curated record. The transcript is spliced from 5 exons. Gene Ontology annotation, molecular function: alpha-N-acetylgalactosaminide alpha-2,6-sialyltransferase activity. Bases 44 to 952 code for a protein of 302 amino acids. Lineage: Eukaryota; Metazoa; Chordata; Lepidosauria; Squamata; Viperidae. Gene Ontology annotation, biological process: oligosaccharide metabolic process; ganglioside biosynthetic process.
CCAGAAUUCCAAGCCAGAUACAUGGCUGAAAACUCCUUAAAGAAUGCAGGUGCUUUCGCGCCUGUUCUUCACUCUCGUUGUGUUGUGUGCCUGCUGCAUCCUUUAUUUCCUGCUGUGCCCACACCUUUGUAGCUCCCUGUGUUGGUUCAGCUGCCAGCCUCAAGAAGAAAAAGGGGGCAAGUGGCAACGGAGUUUUAAAACUGCCCGGUUUGAGGGCUACAUCAGCGUUCCGGAUGGAAAGCCCCUGGCCCAGGUGCCCUGCCGCCAGUGCGCCGUGGUGUCCAGUUCUGGACAGAUGCUGGGUUCCCGUUCGGGGAAGGAGAUUGACGCCAAGGAAUGCGUCCUGCGUAUGAACCAGGCGCCCACCCAGGGCUACGAGGAAGAUGUGGGCAGCCGUAGCACCCUCCGGGUGGUCUCCCACACCAGCAUCCCUUUGCUGCUACGCAACCAGAGCUACUUCUUCAAGCAGUCCUGCGACACCACCUACAUCAUCUGGGGUCCUCCCAGGUUGAUGAGGCGGGAGAAGAUCGGCUUGGUCUAUCGGAUGCUGGCGAAGGUCAAGGAGAUGUAUCCGGCCUUGCGUCUCUACACGCUCACCGAGAAAAUGAUGGCCCACUGCGAUGAGCUCUUUCAACUGGAGACGGGGAAAAAUAGGAUGAAGUCCGGUUCCUUCCUCAGCACCGGCUGGUUCACCAUGGUUUUGGCGAUGGAGUUGUGCGAGCAGAUUUUCGUCUUCGGCAUGGUCAGUGAGAACCACUGCAAAGACAAGAACCAGCCUCUGGUGCCUUACCACUAUUUUGAGAAGGGGCGGCUGGACGAAUGCCAGAUGUACCAGGUCCAUGAACAAGCUGCCCACGGCGGGCACCGUUUCAUCACCGAGAAGGCCAUUUUUUCUCGCUGGGCCAAGAAAAGGAACAUUAUCUUCACUCAUCCGUCAUGGUCCGAUGGGUAGAAGGGGCUAUUUGUGGCUGGCUGGCUGAAGCUUUGCCACGUGGGGAGGCCGGAGUAAUUACGGCGUUGCAGAAAACUUGCACGGAAGGACGACGUCUGAGUGAUCCAAACAUCUCUCCUCCUUCUUCUGUUGACUACCGAUUUUUAACUUCCGCUGAGAGACUGCACAUUCUUCCUGUUUUGUUUUUUAUUAUUUCCUCUGUGCCUGCUGACGUGUUACGGUCCUUGCACAGCAAACAGAAAUGCUCUUGUCAAAUGCUGAGGUUUGAUGCUCUUAAGGCAGCUUCCUCUUUCAGGCAGAUUCUGGAGGGUUGAAUCGAGAAGAAGGAGAUUUUGAUGUUUUUGUGUUGCAAAAGCCCUCCCUGAAAAUUAAAGGCACAACCACCACGAAAGCAGAGAGAG